UUCUUCCAUUGCCCAGAAUCGAAUUUUGAGAUCUCCUCCGAUCGGAUUUUGAGAUCUCCGACACUUUCUCGCUGGUUCGCCGAUCGUCUUCUUCAAUUGCGUCUCUCUUCUUCAACCGUAUAUCUUAAUAAUUUGAGGCAUGGAUGAGGUUGUUGUUGAAGUAGAGAAGACGAAGAGAGAAUGGGAAGACGCGUACGAGAAGACGAUUGAACAUAUCAUGGCGAUUCAAGAGUAUGGCAAAUCAAGGAGAGGAGGAGAAGGAGGAGAGGAGAAGGAGAUGUCGCUACAGAGGCGCAACGGAUUGGCUCAGGAUGCUCUCUCUCUUCUCAAUUCUUUGCAAUUCAACUUGGAUCUCCUCGCGCCUCAGCUUCCUUCUGAUGAUCAGGUUCAAUCCACUCUGUCGCUGCUUGAAACCUGGAAGAAUCAAUAUCACAGUUUGAGGGUAAACCUGAGAAGUGCUAAUUUACAAGCUAAGGAUAACAUGAGGAAAGCAGCUCAAGAAGAGAGAGAGCUUCUCCUCGGUGGUGGAACAGAGUCCACAGUUCUCAGACGUAAACGACAAGCAAAUGCUGGCGUGACGUCGAAUGCUGAAAGCGUAACUGAAAGUCUCAGGCGUACACGGCAGCUGAUGGUUCAGGAGGUUGAAAGAAGUACAAACACUCUCGUGGCUUUUGAUGAAUCUACUGGAGUACUUAAAAAAGCCGAGAGUGAAUACAAAGGGCAUAAGUCUCUGUUGUCGAGGACCCGUAAUCUGCUUUCGACAAUGCAGCGUCAAGAUGUAAUUGACAGGAUAAUCCUGAUAGUUGGAUUUUCUCUCUUUGUCAUUGCUGUGGUUUACGUUGUUUCAAAACGCAUCGGAAUUCUGAAACUGCAACGAAUGGCUACUGCUGCUAUUAAAGCUCAAUUAGCUGGAAGAGCAGCAAAUGGUGUAGGAGAUGAUGCCAUGCCUCUCGGACAACAGUUUGAUGGCAAUACAGUUCCUACUGUUAAUAUUCCUCCACAACAACGCAUGCAUGAUGAACUCUAAAUCUAAGUAUAUAUGCUUGUAACAUUGUUCAUGAAUCUACCUAUAUAUUAUUUUAGAAUUACAUUUCUGAGAACAACAAAGGUUAUCUUAUACGAUAAA
Camelina sativa (false flax) is the source of this 1126-nucleotide messenger RNA. RefSeq lists its product as uncharacterized. Gene Ontology annotation, cellular component: SNARE complex; endoplasmic reticulum. Gene Ontology annotation, molecular function: SNAP receptor activity. The record is from RefSeq and is a predicted model, not a curated record. NCBI's taxonomy places the organism in Eukaryota, Viridiplantae, Streptophyta, Magnoliopsida, Brassicales, Brassicaceae. Gene Ontology annotation, biological process: retrograde vesicle-mediated transport, Golgi to endoplasmic reticulum.